AGAAGAUAUCAUCAUGGUUCCAUGUGGACCAGCUUUGUCAUUAGCGCGAUGUUUACUUCGCAGGAAAAUUGUAACAUUGGACAGUCUUGAGGAUUCCAAACUAUGUCGCUGCCUUUCUACUGUGGACCUGAUUGCCCUGGGAGUUGGAAGCACUCUCGGUGCUGGAGUCUAUGUUCUCGCUGGAGAAGUUGCCAAGUCAAACUCUGGUCCCAGCAUUGUGGUUUCCUUCCUCAUUGCUGCACUGGCUUCUGUAAUGGCAGGUCUCUGUUAUGCUGAAUUUGGAGCACGUGUGCCAAAGACUGGCUCUGCAUACCUUUAUACAUAUGUCACUGUGGGGGAACUCUGGGCUUUUAUUACUGGCUGGAAUCUAAUUUUAUCUUAUGUUAUCGGCACUUCAAGUGUAGCAAGAGCAUGGAGUGGUACAUUUGAUGAACUUCUGGGGAAGCAGAUUGGCCAUUUUUUUAGAACCUAUUUUAGGAUGAAUUCCCCUGGCCUGGCCGAAUACCCUGAUUUUUUUGCAGUUUGCCUUAUUUUGCUUUUGUCAGGCUUGUUGUCUUUUGGGGUGAAAGAAUCUGCCUGGGUGAACAAGGUGUUCACAGCUGUCAAUGUACUUGUCCUUUUAUUUGUGAUGAUUGCGGGGUUUGUGAAAGGAGAUCUCCAGAACUGGAAGAUAUCAGAGUCAUUUCUCCAGAAUAUCUCUGCUCCACCAGGCAAUUAUGUGUCAUAUGAAAAUGUGACAAGUAUACACGGGGUCGGAGGCUUCAUGCCAUAUGGAAUGACAGGGAUGCUGGCUGGUGCUGCUACUUGCUUCUACGCUUUCGUUGGAUUUGACUGCAUUGCAACAACCGGGGAGGAAGUGCGCAAUCCACAGAAGGCAAUACCCAUUGGAAUUGUGACCUCCCUGCUGGUGUGCUUUAUGGCGUAUUUCGGAGUGUCAGCGGCUUUGACCCUAAUGAUGCCAUAUUACUUGUUAGACGAGAAGAGCCCACUGCCUGUUGCAUUUGAGUAUGUUGGCUGGGGUCCUGCUAAAUAUGUUGUGGCUGUUGGUUCUCUUUGUGCUCUCUCAACCAGUCUGCUCGGAUCCAUUUUUCCAAUGCCCCGUGUAAUCUAUGCUAUGGCGGAGGAUGGCUUGCUUUUCAAAACACUAGCUCAGAUCAGUCCCAGGACGAAGACCCCUGUAAUUGCCACCCUGUCGUCUGGUGCAGUGGCAGCCAUAAUGGCGUUUCUGUUCGACCUGAAAGCUUUGGUUGACAUGAUGUCCAUCGGAACACUCCUUGCCUAUUCUCUUGUGGCAGCCUGUGUCCUCAUUCUUCGGUAUCAGCCUGGAUUGGGAUAUGAGAAACCCAAAGGUGUUCCAGAGAAAGAAAUGUUAUCUGCAUCAGAAAGGGAAUCGAUGAUGAACGAGUCUCAAAUCAUUAUGCUGCAGGAACAAGGAUUUAGUUAUCGUUCUCUCAUGUACCCUGCCAGUGUGCCAACAGAACAGUCUGCCUCUGUGGUCAGCAUACUAGUAGGGAUAUUAGCAUGUAUUAUUUUGGCAUUAAGUGUCUUGACCACGUAUGCAGUACCAGCAAUAAACAAUAUGGAGGGAUGGAGCAUCGCUCUUCUUGUUUUAUUCCUCUUGCUCAUCUGCAUUAUUGUGUUCGUCAUCUGCAGACAACCGCAGAACCAACAUAAAGUUGCUUUCAUGGUCCCGCUCCUACCUUAUCUGCCAGUUUUUAGUGUACUGGUAAAUGUUUACUUAAUGGUACAGCUAAGUGGUGACACCUGGAUAAGAUUUAGCAUCUGGAUGGCUCUUGGCUUUGUGAUUUACUUUGCUUACGGCAUUAGAAAUAGUCUUGAAGGGAAACCUAAAACACAAAAAGAAGAUGAUGAUGAUGAUGAAGUUGAUUCAGAAAACAGUGGGCUGGAGGAGAAAAGUCCAGAAAAGGAAAAUGAGGAGGAAAAUGCCAAAGAAAGUGAUCAUUUCAUUUUACGUCAAAGGACAAGUGAAUGCUAGUGAGCAGCAAUUCUUUGAAAGGAUAGAAGUAAGAUGUCUCUUUCAUGCCGCACACUGCACCUGCAUUAAGUUAACUCGCCCAGUGUUUGAUAUUAAAAGAACUGUGUGCAAAAGGCUGGAACGAUGACAGAUCACAGUGAGAUAGAGCUCUUUUCUCUGGAUCUAUGUGUUCUACCAAAAACAACAUACUUAUAACUCUAUUUUCCAUGUCUCAGUAGAAACAUGAGAGGUGUUUUAAGGUCUUGCUGCUAAAUUGCUUUAUUUUAAGUGUACAUGUCAUACUGUGCAAGAGCUUCUCAGUGACUGAUUCAAGGGU
Nanorana parkeri is the source of this 2312-nucleotide messenger RNA. It is a transcript of the gene SLC7A2, whose product is annotated as solute carrier family 7 member 2. Gene Ontology annotation, biological process: transmembrane transport; amino acid transport. NCBI's taxonomy places the organism in Eukaryota, Metazoa, Chordata, Amphibia, Anura, Dicroglossidae. Gene Ontology annotation, molecular function: amino acid transmembrane transporter activity. The record is from RefSeq and is a predicted model, not a curated record. Bases 14 to 1996 code for a protein of 660 amino acids. Gene Ontology annotation, cellular component: plasma membrane. The transcript has 11 exons.